GCUGAGAGACCCGCGAGAAGGCCGCCUGGGCCUGUUUCCGGGCCGGCCUGGAGCGGGCGGCGCUCUGUUCCAAUCUCAGCAGGGCGGCGGAGACGGACGGAGGGAGGGACGGAGACUCCGGCCCGGCCUCCUCCUGGCCGCUGACACACAAGUCGGGGGCCGCCUCCUCCUCCUUCCUCUUCUGGCGCUGCCGGAUCCCGCGACGGGCACAGAAGACUCAAGGCCGCCGACUGGUUGAGAAGGAGAAGCAGCGUCCCCUGCUGACCCAUCCCUGGUGGGAGCUGAGCGAGGCACUGCGGAGCCAUGGACACUCUGAUUACAUACAAGGAAAUCUUCCUGCACUAUUUAAACAAAGCAAGAACUCUUGUAAAUGUAACAUUCGCUGAGAUUGAACCAUGGCAAGUCAUAGCAUCAACGGUUGCUGCAACCCUUCUGGUGGUAUGGCUAUAUGCAUUCAUUUCCGAACCAGGCAGUUUAAAGUCGCGAGCUAAAAUAUGGUUCUUCAGAGUAAUACGAAAUACUCCAUUCAUAGGUCCUAUGAUACAGAACCGUUUUAACAAGACUGUGGAUGAAGUGAUUUCCUGUUUGUCUUUUCUGAAAAGUGCAAAGUCUUAUGUCAAGGAGCUGCCUGCCAAAGGCCUGAGCCAAUCAGAAGUGUUACAGAAGAUGAAAGAUUACAGUUCAAUGGGAGAAAUACACUGGGAAGAUGGCAAGGUUUCAGGGACAGUGUACAGUGGUGAAGAAAAACUUACUAAGCUGUUCACAAAGGUUUAUGAGGAAUUUGCGUGGUCUAACCCCCUUCAUCCAGAUGUGUUCCCAGGCUUGCGAAAAAUGGAAGCAGAAGUCAUCAGAAUGGCUUUAACACUCUUCCAUGGCGGACCCAAUUCCGGCGGCUCGAUGACUUGUGGUGGAACCGAGAGCAUUUUGAUGGCAUGUAAAGCUUACAGGGAUAUUGCUUAUGCAAAAGGAAUCAAGUACCCAGAAAUAUUGGCUCCAGUGAGCGCCCAUGCGGCUUUUGACAAGGCUGCUCAUUUAUUUCUUUUAGGGAUAGAAGUUGCGCACAUAUUCCCUUGAAUUCAGGAUAUGAAAGUAGAUGUGAAGGCUAUGAAGAGAGCCAUUUCCAGGAAUACUGCAAUGCUAGUCUGUUCAGCACCCCAGUUUCCUCAUGGGAUCAUAGACCCAAUUGAGGAGGUAGCAGAGCUGGCAGUGAAAUACAAGAUUCCCUUCCAUGUGGAUGCCUGUCUGGGAGGUUUUCUCAUUGCCUUUAUGGAGAAGGCAGGAUUCCCUGUGAAACAUCUGUUUGACUUCCGAGUGAAUGGGGUCACCAGCAUUUCUGCAGAUACCCACAAAUAUGGCUUCGCUCCAAAGGGCUCUUCAGUGAUAUUGUACAGUGACAAGAAAUACCGAUACUAUCAGUUUUUUGUGGCUACUGACUGGCAAGGAGGAAUGUAUGCCUCCCCUACCAUGACUGGCUCCAGGCCUGGUGGCAUCAUUGCAGCUUGCUGGGCAACUAUGAUGCUCUUGGGAGAAGAUGGCUAUGUGGAUGCUACCAGGAAGAUAAUUUCGACUACACGGUUUAUUGAAUCAGAGUUGAAGAAAAUUGACCACAUCUUCAUCUUUGGAAAACCUGAGGUAUCCGUGCUUGCUUUGGGGUCUGACGCAUUUGACAUCUUUCGGUUGGGAAAUAUGUUAACAUCUAAAGGAUGGUCUUUAACUAUGCUGCAGUUCCCUUCAAGUAUCCAUAUUUCCCUAACAUUAUUGCACACAAAACCUGGGGUGGCACAACAAUUCGUGAACGACAUCCAAGAGUCUGUCUCUGAGAUUAUGAAGGACCCUAAAGCCAAAACAACUGGGGUGGGUGCUAUCUAUGGUAUGGCCCAAACCAUCCCAGACAGAAGUAUGAUCACAGAUAUUUCUCAUGUGUUCCUGGAUGCCUUGUACAACACGGAGCCCCUCUCUGCUGAUUCCACGCUCGUGAAUGGAUCCCACUGAUUCCACAGUAACUUGUGCCUUCCAACUAGUGGGCGGUAUUCUAAAGGUUUUGAGGAAAGAGAAUGUCUUUUAAUGGCUGUUCUUCCUGCAAGUGCAGGGCGCAUGGCAGCACAGUGACAUCCCUUGGUCUGAAAGUGCCACAGACAUCACACUAGAGGGUUUUUUGGUUGUUAGUUGUGAAUGUUGUGAAUUAAUUGUAAAUUUUCACAAUAGACAGAAAUUUAAUACUAACGCUGUAUUUUUUUCAAGUUAGUGCACACUGCCACAGACCUGAAAGAAAGUCGUGGCUAAUUCAUUGCGUAGUCCCUCGUAACUCAGGUGUUUGUUCAAAAUCUCUUCAUUCCCUGCUGUAUUCACUUUAAUUGACCCUGUGGUUCACUCUUUCCUGCGUUUUAUUCAUUUUGACCUCUGAAAAACUUUCCUUCCCAGAAUGAAGGUGGAAUGAAGAACGGUUUUUUAGAUCAGCGUGUGAAAUUUGGUCUAACACUUGUUGUGCUUCUUUGUCCACCCCCCCACACUCUGUUUAGCUUAUAGCCUUACUGUAUUUUGAGUUUUUACAAUACCACCUCUGCUCUUGUUGAGCUGAGCAUAUCUUUGGAGACGUUGCAAGCAAAAUGAUUCUUCAUUCCUCGGUAUAUAAUCAGACGGGUUUGCACUAAUUUAAGAUGCUGCAGGCGGCAUACUAGGAAAUCUAACUGGGAUUCCCGGGAGCCAGCGUUGUACUUUGAAAAGCCCAGAUCCUGGAUUGACUCCAGUUCUGUAAUUGGGAGUUUUUGUACGGCCAUGGCACAAAAGUCAACUUUCUACCUGUCCUUUUGAGUACAAAAUGAUCAUCUUUAUGUAGCAGUGGUCUCUAUUGAAUUGUUCUUUUUUUGUGCUCACAGUUAGGUCUGUUUUCAAGAGGGGACUUACAUGUUUGCCUUAAUGCUGAUAGCAGCCCUUCUGGGAUGCCAAAGAUCAGCUGUUGACUGAUAAACUUAUUGAUGGUACUACACUGAAAGUAACUUCAGUGGCAGGUUAGCCUCAGGUAUAAUACACUCCAUCCUCCAUGUAUUGUUGUCCCAGCCAGAGCUCUUCACAGGCUUUCCCUGUUGCAUUAUAAUCAUUUUCAGCUCUAGCCCCAUUGCAGAGGAGUUUGUUAUGACAGGGUUUUCAAGAAACCAAGUAAGAUUUAGCUUUCCUCCAAGUGUUGAAGUGAGGGUGGAGUGUAGUUUUAAAUCAGGAUUUUAGCUAUUUCUGAAUACCACUACAUUGUACUACCUUAUGGAAACCUAGUAAGGGAUAACCAGAAACUGAAGGAAGCAUGGUUGAUUAUAAAUACUUUCAACUUGAUGCAUUUGGGACAGGUCUGAUUAGUCUUCACUAGUCUGAAAUUGGGAAAUGUUUGUUCAGUGUAACAUUUGUCUUGAAUAUGCUGAAUGCAAAGCAACUUGAAGACUAUUGUUUGAAUGAAGAACUGAAACCUGGUUUCAAAAGGCGCACACAUAUAAAUUUCUGUAUUUUCUCCCAUUUGUUUUUUGUGAAAGGGAAACAUUGUCACUGUUAUUUCCCUUUUGUGAAAGGGAAAUAUUGUCACUGUAUACUUGAUCCAAAAUUAAGUGGGAUUAACAAACUAUGAAAAUGUUUCAUGUUUUGGCAAAACUUUGCAUUGAGUUUUCUUGUCAAAUUGAGCAUCACAACUCUGUUUAGAUUUUAUUUAAAGAAAGCUUCACAACAGA
Sphaerodactylus townsendi is the source of this 3710-nucleotide messenger RNA. RefSeq names its product sphingosine-1-phosphate lyase 1 (gene SGPL1). Gene Ontology annotation, molecular function: pyridoxal phosphate binding; sphinganine-1-phosphate aldolase activity. Gene Ontology annotation, biological process: carboxylic acid metabolic process; sphingolipid catabolic process. Lineage: Eukaryota; Metazoa; Chordata; Lepidosauria; Squamata; Sphaerodactylidae. Gene Ontology annotation, cellular component: endoplasmic reticulum. The transcript has 14 exons. The record is from RefSeq and is a predicted model, not a curated record.